Messenger RNA from Rubroshorea leprosula, 1092 nucleotides. The record is from the annotation of a GenBank genome assembly. NCBI's taxonomy places the organism in Eukaryota, Viridiplantae, Streptophyta, Magnoliopsida, Malvales, Dipterocarpaceae.
GGAGAGGAGAGAGGGGGAUGGUUGUGGACAGAAGCAAUGUUAAGUACUCUGAGGAAGCAGACGAUCCAUAUGCCGGUGAUGAAGCAGAUGAAAAGAAAUUGAUACAAGAGAUUGGACGUGAGAACGUGAGCAGCAUUGUUGAUGGGUUUUUGGAUGCAAGCAGUAGGGUCGCGCAUUCGCCUUUGGACGAUGCUUAUUUGGACGCCUUCCACACAAAUUGCCUGAUUGAGUGUGAGCCAGAGUAUUUGAUGGGAGAUUUUGGCACAAACCCAGAUAUUGAUGAUAAACCGCCAAUUCCUCUUCAUGAUGCACUUGAGAAGGCGAAGCCCUUCCUGAUGGCAUAUGAAGGAAUUCAAAGCCAAGAAGAAUGGGAGGAAGCUGUCAAAGAAGCGAUGGAGAGGGUCCCUUUAUGGGAAAAGGUUAUUGAUCAGUACUGUGGACCUGAUAGGAUUACAGCAAAGAAACAGCAAGAGGCGCUAGAAAGAAUUGCAAAAACUGUUCCUAACAGUGCGCCAGCUUCUGUGAAGCAAUUUGCUAAUUGUGCAGUUCUUUCCCUGCAGAGCAACCCCGGUUGGGGAUUUGACAAGAAAUUCCAAUUCAUGGAUAAGCUUGCCCGAGAGGUCUCUCAAUGAUACAAUUGAAGUUGGAAGGCUUGUUUCUGAUGAUGAUGUCAUGAUUACUGAGAUCUUUUUCUGGAAUCCAUAUAUGUUGAUUCAAUCUUCAUUUGAAAAAUAAUCUUAUAUGCAAAAUGUUUUUCCAAAAAAUAUUGGAGCUGUGCCCCAUAAUUGACUGUUGGAAUAAACUCCUUGAGCAGGUCUCGUCUUUUCUUUGCAACAAUACUUCAUGCAGCUCUUGCCAUCUCCAUUUGCAGCAAAGUACCAUCUUUCAUCAGAAAACUACGAUCAUUUGUUUGAUAUUUAUAGUAUGGGUUUAGCAAACAGCAACCACAAAAGAGUACAUAAAAGAUGUUAAGCAUAACUACAUCAUGAGACGGGAGACUUUGUCUGAAAUGAACUUUGUCAUUGUCAUUGGUGGCAACUCUGGUUAUGUACAUAUCACCGGAGGUUCUUUGAACAAACCUUAAUGCAUAAA